Molecule: messenger RNA, 3360 nt
Organism: Pollicipes pollicipes
Lineage: Eukaryota; Metazoa; Arthropoda; Thecostraca; Pollicipedomorpha; Pollicipedidae
Product: DE-cadherin
Exons: 23
Coding region: 1-3360 (1119 amino acids)
Biological process (GO): homophilic cell-cell adhesion
Cellular component (GO): plasma membrane
Molecular function (GO): calcium ion binding
Source: RefSeq, a predicted model, not a curated record
AUGGCGUAUGGCGACAUGGUGCCCAGCACCGCCAUGGGCAAACUGGUGGGCGGCGUCUGCUCGCUGAGUGGCGUGCUGGUUAUCGCGCUGCCCGUGCCCGUCAUCGCGGCGGCGGCCACGCGCGGCACAUUCACCAUCAACAAGCAGACGGGCGUGAUCCGGCUGGUGAACCGUCCGUUCAAUUUCACCCAGGACGAGUAUUCAUUCACGGUGGUUGCCCGUGACACUCACAACCAGGACGCCACAGCCUCCGUCAGGGUGGAAGUGAUAGACGUAAAUAACAAUCGUCCAAAGUUUCCUGAUUGUGACAAGUAUGAGCCCGAAGUAGAAGAAAACAAGGAUGCCAGUACGCUCGUACUAACGGUGAAGGCGACCGAUGCUGACAAGGGAGCAAACGCCGACCUGGUCUACUCACUGGUGACCAGUCCGAGCUCCCCAGACUCGCUCUUCAAGAUUGACAGAGAGACGGGCGUAUUGACCACUGCCAAAAGCUUUAACCGGGACGCGCCGGACCACGACAAGGAGUUGCGCGUCAUUGUGAAGGCCAAUGACAACGGGGAGCCGUCUCUGGAGGGUACCUGCGCCUUCAUCGUCAAUGUCCUGGACGUCAACGACAACUCCCCACUGUUCGACAAAAGUGACUACCUGGAGACGAUCGCCAAGGACACCAAGCCAGACACGCAGGUGGAGCGCGUGUCGGCAACGGACGACGACGUGGGCGACAAUGGCGCCAUCACGUACUCGCUGCGGGCAGUGCGGCCGACCGACGCGUCCGAUUACUUCGGCAUAGACAAGCGCACCGGCGUCAUCACGCUGACCAGGCCACUCGUGGAGUUCGCCAUCGACUCUGAAAUCCGCCUGGAGGCGGUGGCCAGCGAUCAGGGCGAACCGCCUCGGUCCAGCGAGGCGCAGGUCAUCAUCACUGUCAAGGACUCCAGCACGCGGCCGCCCUCGUUCAUCGUGAAACCCGACCCAGUCUACACUCUGGAUGAGAACUAUCGCGACACGGAGACAGGCAUCGCUCGACUCAAGGCCGUGUCUAAGCUGCCGGGCAGUCCCAACGUCUACUACGACGUCGUGAGCGGCUCCCAGGAGCAUACCAACAAGUUCCGCACGUUUGUAGUGGACGAGGACGGCGAAGGUGGCGCUAUAGUUCGAUACGGCGGAAGUCGGCAACUGGACUACGAGCAGAUCAAGGCGUACAAUAUCACUGUCGAGGCCACGACGGACCAGCGAACCAGAGCAGAGGUCACGUUCGAGAUUAGGCUACGAGACAAGAACGACGAAAUUCCUAUAUUUUACGGCACUGACCGAGCGAUGGUCCCCGAGAACUCACCACCGGGUACCUUUGUGGAGGUGGCGACGGCUGUGGACGGUGACAGCACUUCACCCAACAACCAGGUGAGUUAUAGCCUGGACCGAAAAUCGCCCGAGUACCAGCUAUUCAGCAUAGAGUCGGGUACGGGCCGGGUGUCGACCCGCGUCAGGUUCGACCGGGAGGACGAGUCGCGGCCGUCUCCCUUCUACACCAUCACCGUGCUCGCGGAGGACGGCAGCCCGUCCGACAUCCAGAAGAACGGCCAGCCUAACCAGGCCAAGCAUCGCGUCACAGUGGAGAUCGGCGACGAGAACGACAACCCUCCGUCGUUUGAUCCCUCUGGCGUCUACAAGGCCUCCGUGAUAGAGAACUCCGAUAUCGGCUCCAAGGUCUUCGACAUAUCAGCUAAAGACGAGGACGACGACUCGAAGAUCAACUACCAGAUCACCGACGGCAACUUUGGUGCUGCGUUCGACAUUCAGCCCGAUACGGGUGUGGUAACAGUCAAAAACCAAAUCGACUUCGAGGCCAUCCGCAAGUACGUCAUAACCGUAACUGCGUCUGACGGGAAGUACGAAGACACCCACGAGGUUGAUGUCGAGGUCAUCAACCAGAAUGACAUGCCUCCCGUGUUUGACAAGCAAACCUACGAGCAGAAACUGCGCGAAGGCUACCUUUCAUCGACGCCAAUCCUCAAGGUCAGGGCCGUUGACCCUGAUCCGGUCGGCGAACCCUCCAUCAUUUACACGCUGUCGGGCCCAGGAGUAUACCCAGACCGUCCUCAGGACAACGUCUUCAGCAUAAACCCCAGCGGAGAAGUGGUGGUUCUGAAGACGCUGGACCGGGACGAGGGCACGGGCGGCCGCGAGGUCUGGGAGCUCUCUGUGGAGGCCUGGGACGACGGGGGCGACGGCAUCGGAUCCACGGUGCCCUUCAAGCUCACGCUGACCGACAUCAACGACAACGCGCCGUACCUGAUCCAGAGUGACGCGUCGAUUCCCGUCAUCAUGGAGAACAAGUCGCCGGACGACAUUGUUAUUUCGGUGGAGGCAGAUGACUACGACGACCACGAGAAGAACGGACCGCCGUAUACCUUCUGGCUGGAUCCGAGUUCAUCGGCCGACAUACGAAACAAGUUCGGUGUCCGGACCGCCGGCAACGGGAGCCGAGCCGAGAUCCGUCCACUGGUGAAGCUGGACCGCGAGCAGCAGAAGUCGUACACCGUGCCGGUGGUGAUCAGCGACAACACUCUGGCCGAGCCCGCAACGCUAACCGGCACCAGCCUCUUCACCAUCAUCGUCGGCGACGAGAACGACAACGACAUGAAGCCGGGAUCCAGUGUCAUCGACGUCUUUAACUUCGAGGGCCAGAUGCCGGAGACGGUGGUGGGCCGCGUGUACGUGGAAGACCCGGACGAUUGGGACCUGCCCGACAAAACCUUCUCCUGGGCCAACGCGCAGACAAGCGGUUACUUUGAGCUAGACGCGGACACGGGCGACAUCACCAUCCGCUACGGCACUCCGAACGGCUCCUACCCGCUCAAGUUCCAGGUGUACGACAAGAAGUUCCGUAGCACGGUGGACGCGGAUGUGACGGUGACGGUGCGGCUGCUGCCGCGACAGGCCGUGCUCCAGUCGGGCUCGCUCCGCAUCGGCGGUCUCACCGCCGAACAGUUCGUGUCGCCCCCCGGGAAGAAGACGCCGUCCAUGUACCAGAGGAUGAUCUCUGAGCUAGCUGCUAUGCUGGGCACCCCGCCAGAGAACGUCGACCUGUUCGGGGUCCAGAACAAUGGCGCCGGCGGUGUGGACGUGCGCUACGCCGCUCACGGCUCUCCUUACUACCGGAGCGAGAAGAUGGACGGCAUUGUGAGCCAGCACAAAAAGCAGUUGGAGGAGGUGUUUAAGAUCGAGAUUCAGCAGGUUGGCAUCGACGAUUGCAUCUAUGAGACGACCUGCAACAGCAGCUGCUUCUCCAGCCUGACCAUUUUCGAAGAAAAGGUUUACAAGGUCCAGACGAACAUGAGCACAAUCAUUGGUGAGUGA